Molecule: messenger RNA, 1719 nt
Organism: Gallus gallus (chicken)
Lineage: Eukaryota; Metazoa; Chordata; Aves; Galliformes; Phasianidae
Product: zona pellucida-binding protein 2-like
Exons: 10
Coding region: 29-1555 (508 amino acids)
Biological process (GO): acrosome assembly; binding of sperm to zona pellucida
Cellular component (GO): extracellular region; acrosomal vesicle; zona pellucida receptor complex
Source: RefSeq, a predicted model, not a curated record
UGGAGGAUGCAAUGGAUUCCUCGUUGCCAUGGUAACUGGAUGCCCCCGCACUGCACAGCCAGGCAGGAUGCUCUGUGCACCAUGCUUCUGUCCAGGCCUUGGGGCACCUGGGUUGUUGGGGACCAUGGGGAUCCUGACCUUAGUCCUUUGGAGCUGCUCAGGACAGCCAGCAUUCCUGCCUGAGGACCUGCCUGCCCACUCCAGCUGGGAGUACCAGGGGGGUGACGUCUUCAUCCACAUGGACAGCAGCCUGUAUUCACUGCCCUGCAGCACAAUUGAACUGGAGGUGGCCAAUCCCACCUACCAGUGGGUGCGGGACAGGCCAGACCCCAAGCUGCUCUCAGUCACUGAAGAAGGACAUCUCCUGUUCCAGAACUUCCAAGCAGCUGACAGUGGCAACUACUCCUGCACCAUCUCCUACACAGAGCAUGGGCUCCCUGUGUCCCAAACUUUCCACUACAGAGUGUUGGGCUACCACGUGCUUGGAGGCCUGGAGACUUUGAUGAUCUUCCAUAGCAAGCUCUGUAAAGACGAGUGGACCAAGAUGUUCCUGUGGGAUUUACUGGAGAGGCUGAAGCAGCUGGAGGUCGAGCAGCACUGCAAGAUCCAUCCUGAGACCAGCACCUGCUUCCCCUCAGCAGACAACCCUUCAAAUGAGUUCGUUGUCCAAAUACAGCUAACAGUGUCCUUCUUCGGGCCCAACUGGGAUGAACAAUGCAAACCCCAAGGCGUGGAGGUGGACGCAGAUUGCUACCGCAGAACAGCCCAGCAGAGCCUCAAAAAGGUCCAGCAUGCCAUUACCAAGUUCUUCAAGCAGCACGUAAUCUUCCACAUCGCUGGGCCUGAUACCUCCAGAAUUGCCUUCAUCACUGUGUUUAUUGGCUUCCUGGAGAUCAAGAACUGCAGCGAGGGCUAUGGGCAGACCAAGCAGCUGCAAAGGUGUCUCGAGUGUUGCGUUGUAUGCCCACCCGGGACGUUCAGCCCUUCUACAAACACGCAGUGUUCACUAUGCCCCAUGGGCACCUACACUAUGAUCUAUGGGGCGGCAUUUUGCACUCCCUGCAAGGAUGGCAUGAUCACCCAGGGCCUGGGCGCCAGAUCCAUGACAGACUGCAUGAAGGAGGAAAGGACAAAGCAGGUUGACGCCAUCAUUCGCAAGGUCCCGAUUCUGCUCCUUAUCGUCUUGCCACUAGUAAUAGCUGCCAACCUGCUCUUCGUCUUUGCCUCUUGCUACUGGUACCAACGACAGUACCGGCUGUCAUCACCAAUGACUUCCAAGAUGGCAGGAAUCACCAAGACCAUGGAGAAAGUGACCAAGUUCUGCAGGAUCCCCAGGCAGAGCCCCCAGGCUCGUCCUUUUGCUACAGCUCUCAACAUGACCAGCGAAACUGACACAUCUCAGGAGGGUGAAGAGGAGUACCUGCAUGGAGAACUCACCCCUCCCAGGACCCCGAGCCUUGCUGCUGUGAGUGAUGACACACCUGCUGUGCUGGAACUGGAGGACAAAAUGUCCAUUUUUGAGGUUCCCUCCACAAAUGCAGGCCAAAAGCAUUGAGGGAGAACAUCCUUACAGCUUUCUGUGUGUGCCUCCACCCACUCCACACAGGCUAACAUAUCCAGCACUGAAGAACAGGGACGCAUUUCUCCUCAUCGAAUUUGUCUUCCCAAAUUGCUCUGACUACAACUAUCCCCUUUGCUAUAAAGAUUGGCUUUUAUUCA